Messenger RNA from Lathyrus oleraceus (garden pea), 1655 nucleotides. RefSeq names its product phytoene synthase 2, chloroplastic. Gene Ontology annotation, biological process: biosynthetic process. The record is from RefSeq and is a predicted model, not a curated record. The transcript is spliced from 5 exons. Lineage: Eukaryota; Viridiplantae; Streptophyta; Magnoliopsida; Fabales; Fabaceae. Gene Ontology annotation, molecular function: geranylgeranyl diphosphate synthase activity; squalene synthase [NAD(P)H] activity. The coding region runs from base 208 to 1374 and encodes 388 amino acids.
AAACUGUGUUAUAGAAAUGCUACAUUAUGUGUAAAAUAUUAAUAAAAGAGUGUCCCAUUUCUGAAACAUUACCUUAACAUUGGUCAUUUCAUCUUUCUAUAUAGCUUUCUUCACAUUCACUUGAAAGAAAAUACCUUAAAAGUACUACUGAACUAGCUAGCCAAUUAUUUGGUAUCUGCUUAUUUUAGAGUUGAAUUAAAUAGUGUGAUGAGUAUACCAUUUUCUGUGGCAGUAAAGCCUUCCAUCAUUAGGAACAAAAGGAAACCAUGUUGCAGAAGAUAUGGUGUUAUAACAUCAGAAUUAACCAUGGUUCCAAAACAUAGUAGAACCGCGUCUUUUCCUCAACUGUCAAAACAAGGAGUUUCUGUUGCUGAUUUACAUGUACAAGAAGUCGUUGAAAAACAAUCUCGGAUAGCUGAUUUCGAUACUCCAUAUCUUAGUAAUUUCGUGCCACAGUUUGAGCCUGGUUUUCUCAAGAACGCGUAUGAAAUGUGCAGAAACAUCUGCGCUGAAUAUGCCAAGACAUUCUAUCUAGGAACGUUACUUAUGACGGAAGAAAGACAGAAGGCUAUUUGGGCUAUAUACGUUUGGUGCAGGAGGACAGAUGAGUUGGUGGAUGGUCCUAAUGCUGACUAUAUGAGCUCUGCUGUUCUUGAUAGAUGGGAAGAUAGAUUGCAUGAUAUUUUCAAUGGACAACCCUAUGAUAUGCUCGAUGCUACUCUUACCGAUACAAUUUCCAAGUUUCCUUUGGAUAUUAAGCCUUUUAGGGACAUGAUAGAAGGUAUGAGAAUGGAUACGAGGAAAACGCGAUACAAAAAUUUCGAAGAAUUAUAUCUUUACUGCUACUAUGUGGCGGGAACGGUUGGAUUGAUGAGUGUUCCGGUAAUGGGAAUCGCGCCGGAGUCUCACAUUCCAGCUCAAAGUGUAUAUAAAUCAGCAUUAUAUCUUGGUAUUGGAAAUCAACUCACAAACAUUCUUAGAGAUGUAGGGGAAGAUGCAUUAAGAGGUAGAGUGUAUCUUCCACAAGAUGAACUUGGUGAGUUUGGUUUAUGUGACAAAGAUGUUUUCUCAAGAAAGGUGAGUGAAAGAUGGAAAGAGUUUAUGAAACAGCAGAUUGCAAGGGCAAGAUUCUACUUCAACUCUGCAGAGGAAGGAGCUUCUCAUCUUGACAAGGCCAGUCGUUGGCCGGUUUGGUCGUCUUUAAUAUUGUAUCGCAAGAUCUUAGAUGCAAUCGAAGACAACGAUUACGACAAUUUGACAAAACGAGCUUAUGUAGGACGAGCUGAGAAGUUUGUGUCAUUGCCUGCAGCUUAUACUAGAUCUCUUUCAAUUCCAAAAACCAAUACGCAUUCUUCCUUCACAAGACUAAUGUAGCAAAAUUGUACUGAAUUAAACCGUUUUAUUAUUAUUCAUCAGCUAAGAUGUAUGACAAGAUAUUUUUAUUAAUUGGUCAAGUACAGUCUGUAAUUAAAUAAUAAAAUUGAGGGCAGUUUUGUAUUAUCCGGUGGAAUCGACAUGUGAACUUGUCUCAAGUUCUGGUUAAGAGUGAUUAUACAAAUAUAAGAAUAAAAUAAAAUAAAAUACUUUGAUCAGCAGGGGUCUUCAAUGCCAUGUUCUUUCUGCAAGGUUCCUUUUGUCGUGUAUGUUUUUUCUUA